CCGAUAUUUUAAGCUAUCGUUGGCUGUCAAUCAACCAAAAUGGACGAAAGUCAAUGGAAGCCACGCGAUCGUCUGAUAAACUGUGGCCUCGAGUACCAGCCCAUUGCGGUGCAGUACAGAGAUGCGCGCAGGUUUUAUAAGACCCGGCACUACGACAGUGGCCCCGGCUUGAACUGGGUUGAAAUUUGCGUCCAUCACGAGGGUAUACUCAAUUUUACAACGAAUCCCAAGGAGCUGAUAUUGAAUGCUAUUUACGAGACGGUGGAGAAUGAACCGUUCUAUCCAGUUAACUAUAAAACGGGCCAAUUGGUGGACUCCUUUUUUGUACGCGCCUGUAAGCCGGCAUUGGAUCUGUUAUUCAAGCGCAGCUUAACCCUUCGCCUCAUUUCCGGUGCCUCUAUCCCCAUGGCCGCGUGGUUCAAUGUGGCUGAGCAUCAGAGGAGUCACAUUUCACCUACACUAAUCAUAUCCCAGGUAACCGAUCGCCUCUUAAAUCGUCUGGAGAACCAUCGUGGCGUGGAGAACGUUGUGAACCUUAGCAAGUUUAACAAUCAUCCAGCGUUCAAAUACUUUGAGGUCAGAUUGAAAAAUUCAUUCACCUUUCAUCUGGUCUGCUCGACCAUACACAACAACGACGAUCGUCGUCGUGCCAUAAAGGGAUUCAAUUUAUCCCAAAAUGAUCUCACCGAUAUUUCACCCAUGCGAAUCUUUGGCGAUUUUGACUAUGAAUUAUUGGAUAUAACAGGAAAUUCGAUCCAAUCCUCUAAGCGCCUCUGCAGCGAUCUAGAACGUGUGAGAGCAAAACACCUCUAUUUGGCAAACAAUCCUUUAACAAAGGCCAAUAAGUUUCCCGAUUGCUUAAGCCCUUUGAUUAACAAUUUUCAAUUUGUGGAUGGCGUACCCUUUGAUAAGCUCCACAAGCUAUACACGCCGCUCAACUAUGAGAUUGACAUGGAGUGCGACGGGGUGCGCAUCGAUUGGACCAACAAGUCAAUGCUAUCAAAGUUCAAGGAUAGCAAGCAUUGGCAUGCCUUUCUGAUUCCCGAUGCGGAUCAUAAGUUCAACAAGGAGGACCUAUUUAACUUUUUCUUUGUAAUGGUUUCGCCUGAAUUGAGUGAAUUUUAUCCAUGUUACUACAAGUUUGAAUCUGCCCAGCAUCGAUUUCUGGUGCGUGAGUGCUUCGAUCAAAUUGAGCACCUGGUCAACGAUUGCAAUCUUCAAAUAAAGAUUCCUCAAAUCACGCCAGAUGAGCAGGAGCUCACUUAUCGGAACUCCAUACCCUAUUUUCUGCGCAUGAAUGUGACCGCCAUGAAGCAAGGACAUUUGCAGCCGAAGAAAUGCAUUGAGCAGGCUUUGCAGCACCGCUUCAAUGCCACCAAUCGUGUCCUGAAUCUGGAGGACUUUCAAAGCUCAGAACAAUUGGAGAAUGUCAUCGUUAGCUUAAGCUCGCCGCGCAUCCUAAGCAGCGUCCUGCGGAUGGCAUCGCGCAAAUUCCUAGGCAACUGCAUUGAAUUGCGGUUGGGCGACAAUAAGAUUUUGGGCCUCAAUUUGCGCACAUUAUCGUUGCUGAAUGGCCUGCUGGCUUUGGAUCUUGGUAAGAAUUGGAUCUAUGAUCUGUCGAUGCUAACUGCGCUGAACGAGAUCCCAUUGAGGUCCUUGCGAUUGCACGGCAAUCCUUUGUGCCAAAAAUACGUCUUGCCCAGUGAGUAUAUUCGGGAUGUGAAGAAGGUAUGUCCUGGUCUCUUGCGACUGGACGAUGUGGACUUGAGCACAAAGCCGGGCUUGACACCCCAGAAGGAUUUCCUCUGCGACACGAGUGGCUAUGAGCUAGCGGGCGAACUGUUCUUAUAUCCCUACCUGCAGGAUUUUGAGCAAACGGAUACGCGCCUUACCCUAAACCGCUUCUACACUGACGAGUCCAUUUUCACGCUGACCUGCAGCUUUGACAUCCGCCGUGCCCAUCCCACCAAGCCGACGAAUGAGCUGUGCAAGCGCAUCAACAAAUACAAUUACUUCAGCAGGAAUCUGCUCAAGAAUUCGAUGGACACGUGUCGCGUGCAUGUGGGCGAACAUGAUGUAAUGCAGGCUCUGAUGCAGCUGCCAGAGGUGACGCAUGACUACAUCUCGCUGCAAACGGAUGUGAUGCACCACGAUGAACAAGGCGCCAUGAUCUAUGUGACUGGCGUGCUGCGCGAUGAGCCGGACUUGUUGCUCGCCUUUAGCAGGCAGUUCGUGCUCCGAGUGCGGGACACUGGGCGGGGCGUUGGCGAAGGAGCUCAGCGCAUGAUUAUUGCCAACGAACGUCUCAACAUUAUGAAUCCGACGCCAAAGCAGCUGCGAGAUGCCUUCAAGGUUGUCAAGCCGCCCGAGGUGGAGCCAGAGCCUGAUGACUCUCUGGAUGUUAAGGAGCAUAAGCUGCACAUCUUUCAGGAAAUAACCGGACUGCGCCCCAAGUGGUGCACCCGUAUCCUGCAAGAGGAGGCCAAUUGGAGCAUUCGAUCCGCACUUCAUCAGUUCCUUCAAUUGGACGAGAAAAAUGAAUUACCAGACGAAGCAUUUAUCUAAGGAAUAACGGAUUUCUUAUCUGCAUAUAUGUACAUGUGACGCAGGCGCACCUCAAGUGCCUCGAUUAAGUCAAUUUAUAGAGAAAUUUGACGAUAUCAGCAACUGCGACAGCAAAAACACUCAACACACCUUUACACUCAAGAGCCAACAAAUCAAAUAACUGUUACCAAACAUAAUCUCUGUGAUUAGCAGAAAUACCAAAAAGCACUACUAAUACCUCUGCGUACUGAUCAACUA
Messenger RNA from Drosophila arizonae, 2802 nucleotides. RefSeq names its product nuclear RNA export factor 2 (gene nxf2). Gene Ontology annotation, molecular function: protein binding; RNA binding. Gene Ontology annotation, cellular component: nucleus. Lineage: Eukaryota; Metazoa; Arthropoda; Insecta; Diptera; Drosophilidae. The record is from RefSeq and is a predicted model, not a curated record. Gene Ontology annotation, biological process: poly(A)+ mRNA export from nucleus.